This is a messenger RNA of Oryctolagus cuniculus (rabbit), 3887 nucleotides long. RefSeq names its product hes related family bHLH transcription factor with YRPW motif 2 (gene HEY2). Gene Ontology annotation, molecular function: protein dimerization activity; DNA binding. NCBI's taxonomy places the organism in Eukaryota, Metazoa, Chordata, Mammalia, Lagomorpha, Leporidae. The record is from RefSeq and is a predicted model, not a curated record. Gene Ontology annotation, biological process: regulation of DNA-templated transcription.
CCAGACCGCCGGCAGCGCUGGAGGGCGGAAAAUCGCCGCCCGGAGCCCGCCCCCUGCCACGCCCGCGCCCGCGCUCGAGCCCGCGCUCUCCUCGGCGUGCUUCCCGGCUGACUCCACAGAACCCGCGCACACGCCCUCAGCACCCUCCGCCCGCCCUUGCGCGCAGCUCCCGGCUCCCAGGUGCUCGGCCGCGUUCCCACGCCUGAACCGCGGCCUCGAGGCGGGCCUUGGAGAGCGCGGCCCCGCCCCCCCGGAUUAGCCAAUCGCAGCACACGCCGACCUCCGAGGAGGCGUUGCUCGGCGGGCCGCAGGGGCCAGCGUGCGGGGGCUGAAAGGCGGCCCCGCCCGCGCGGGGGGCGUGGCCGGCGCCGGCUCUUGCCGCGGAGCAGGGUUGCGGCGUGGGAAAGAGCUGCGAGGAGCCGACCGCGCCGCCGCCGCCGUCGCCGGAGCCGCGCCCGCGGAGGCCCAGGGUGGGCGGGAGGGAGGGAGGAAGGAGGCGGGCGGGGAGGGCGCCCGUGGCUCCGGCCCUGCGCCGUCUUCUCCACGAUGAAGCGUCCUUGCGAAGAGACGACCUCCGAGAGCGACAUGGACGAGACCAUCGACGUGGGGAGCGAGAACAAUUACUCGGGGCAAAGUUCUGGUUCUGUGAUAAGAUCGAAUUCUCCAACAACCACAUCUCAGAUUAUGGCAAGAAAGAAAAGGAGAGGGAUUAUAGAGAAAAGGCGCCGGGAUCGGAUAAAUAAUAGUUUAUCUGAGUUGAGACGACUGGUGCCAACAGCUUUUGAAAAACAAGGUUCUGCAAAGUUAGAAAAAGCUGAAAUAUUGCAGAUGACAGUGGAUCAUUUAAAGAUGCUUCAGGCAACAGGAGGUAAAGGCUACUUCGACGCCCACGCUCUUGCCAUGGACUUCAUGAGCAUCGGCUUCCGAGAGUGCCUGACGGAGGUGGCGAGGUACCUGAGCUCCGUGGAGGGCCUGGACUCCGCAGACCCCCUGCGCGUGCGCCUCGUCUCGCAUCUCAGCACCUGCGCCUCCCAGAGGGAGGCGGCGGCCAUGACGUCCUCCAUGGCCCACCACCACCACCACGCGCUGCACCCGCACCACUGGGCCGCCGCCUUCCACCACCUGCCCGCCGCCCUGCUCCAGCCCAACGGACUCCACACCUCGGAGUCGGCCCCUUGCCGCCUCUCCACGACUUCCGAAGUGCCUCCGGCCCACGGCUCUGCCCUGCUCACGGCCACGUUUGCCCACGCAGACUCCGCCCUUCGGAUGCCAUCCACCGGCAGUGUCGCCCCUUGCGUGCCGCCGCUGUCCACCUCUCUCUUGUCGCUGUCAGCCACCGUCCAUGCUGCGGCCGCCGCCGCCACAGCAGCUGCACACAGCUUUCCUCUGUCGUUCGCGGGGGCCUUCCCCAUGCUCCCCCCAAACGCGGCCGCAGCAGUGGCGGCGGCGACGGCGAUCAGCCCACCCUUGGCCGUGUCAGCCGCCUCCAGUCCUCAGCAGACGAGCGGCGGAACAAACAGUAAACCUUACCGCCCCUGGGGGACAGAAGUUGGCGCCUUCUGAUUUUUCCCUGAACUUCUGCAAGUAGCAACUGAAUGUCCUUCAUUUCAGAAUCGGCUUCAGACCUCUCACCGUGAAGGUAGCCAUACAGAUACCUGCCUACAGAUCCACAGAGGAACAAUAAAGCUAUUUGAGACACAACCUCACACGUUGGAAACGUGGUAUUGUCCUUUUGUCGUUUGUUUGUUGAAAGGCAGCUUGGUAACUGACAUCAGCCACUUUGAGAACUGCACCCUUGUUUCCACUUAGAAGUUCCCUGGAAAAUGCAUGGGCAGAACCAUCCAGCAGGGCGUCAGUAUGUCUGCCUUGGGGAAGAAAAAUGCCCCGACUGAAUUCUCUUGAAAGUAGAUGGAGGGGAAAAAAAAGAAAUACUCGAUUUCCUAAGUGCCUGAGCUAGGAAAGUUUUCCUGUGAACAUGCAAUAUUGCACACAGAAAGGAGGGCAGAGGGGUUAGGUAAGGGAAAGAGAGGGAGACACGCCCUGCAUUGGGCUGCAGACAUUUUAAUACAAUGCCAGAGAAGGGUCCUCUCUCAAAACCACGGGUUUUAGUGGGCAAAGGAAUUGUUGAAAAUAAUUCUGAAGUUGACAGAGCUUAUCUUAGUUUUCUUUCUUUGUACUGACUUGCGAAUUGGUGACAUUUAGGAAUGCAGUGGCAUAAGCAAUUAUUCAUAUUCCAUCAGUGCUCACAUUAGCAAGCAUUUCUCCUCUGCCUGCAAGCCCCUGGGCACCUUUCCUUUUUGAUGGUUCAACAUCUGGUGCUGCUUUAUCUAAACAGUACAUUUAUAUAGUGCACCUAGAAACAGUUGCCUGUGUGCCCACCAGAAGCUGUUUGAGUCAUGCCAACUUGAAAACUCCCAGUUCAUAAGAGUUUGGAUUAAUUUAUUCAGUCUCAUUGGGACUAUUUUUAUAUAUUUAUCCUCAUCAUUUUCUCCUGAAAAUGUGUAACAUCUAUUCUUGUCGCCUUUGGGGACAAGUUGCAAUUCUAGAGGUGAUGAGACAAGGAGAGAGCGUUGGGAAGAAAGUCAUGAUUUGUAAAUGCUCUUUGUCAAGUUAGUGAUUGUGUUUGAUCCCAAAUCAAGAUGAAUGUAUGCAAUAGGAUGUAUAUAAAUUAUUUUUGUUCUGCCUAGACUAGUGCAACAUAAUGGUGUUUUGGUUUUGUUUUUUUGGAUUUGUUUAAUGACAAAAUAAUCUCUUAAUACAUUGAAAUGGAGCACGUCAGAUUUUAUAUUUGAAAGAGACACAGCAUGUAUUAUUAUGCACUUCAUUUCUCUGCUGUGUGGAGAAAGCAAUAAACCUUAUGAGAAUGUUAAACAUUAUGCAAAUUACACUUUGAAAUAUUUGUUUUAAAAUUACUGUACCUAGUAUUUUUCGCAUUACUUUGUAACCUUUUUCUAUGCAAAGGUCUUUACAUAUCACUAAUUAAAUGAUGUCCGUUUUGACAAUUUUUUAUGUGGAUGAGUUACUUUGCAGAAUGGAAAAUUGACAUGAAUUUCAAGAGAGGCCACCUUUGGCUAACAAUUUAAGCCAUGGCUUUUCUUUCUCCCUUUCAAAAUCAUUUGACUAAUUUAUCACAGCUUGCUUGAAAAUAACAUUUUUCUGAGUUUGUGAAUCAAACAUAGGCAGGUAAGACACUUGGAAGUGAGAAGUGAUCAGUUUUCUCUGCCUUUUUUUUUAAUUCAUUUGUAUUUAUUUUUAAAAAAUAUUUUAGUAUGUUAUUUAUUUUCACAUUAUUUGAAAGGCAGAAACAGGAGCCUGGAACUCAAUCCAGGUCUCUCACAUGGGCAGCAAGGACUCAAGUACUUGAGCUGUCAUCUGCCUCAAGGGGUGCACGUUUGUAAGAAGCUGGAUCCAAAGUAGAAGAGCCCAGCCUUGAACUAGGCACUCCAAUAAUGCACGUGUCCCAAGCAGCAUGUUACCCACCAGGCCAAAUGGCCACCUUUCUGCCGUUUAACUGUGGGUCUUGGAAAAGUGCAAAUACAAGACUUCCAAAUGAAAGUAUAGCAAGUACAGGAUAAUAGAGUUGUCAUACAUUUUUUAACUCUGAAACAUUAGUAGAACAUUUCUAAAACAUCACAUACAUGCAUGAUAGGAAAAUACAAGAUGACUUCAAAAGGUCAAUGAAAAUGCAGUUAAAAGAUUACUUUGUAAAAUAAUUUGGAGUCAUAUAUGUGGAAUCUGCAAAAAGUUCAUGGAAAGUGAGUAUUACGAUAAAACUGCAUUCCAAUUUUUAUUUUUUACCAAAAUAAACCAUCUUUCCGUUAUACUUUUCUGUGAAGUACCCUAGUACAUACAUCUUGAUAGUAAAUCUUUGUAUCUCAUGAACACUU